Molecule: messenger RNA, 6247 nt
Organism: Danio rerio (zebrafish)
Lineage: Eukaryota; Metazoa; Chordata; Actinopteri; Cypriniformes; Danionidae
Source: RefSeq, a predicted model, not a curated record
AAAUCUAAUCUUUGUGUGUUUCAGGUGUAAAUGUAAUCUCCACUCGUCUCAGUGUGUUUAUAUGGACGGCAACUUACAGUGUCAGUGUGAACACAACACCACCGGCCAGGACUGCCAGCGCUGCAAAAAAGGAUAUAAAGCCAAGACCUGGAAACCAGGAUCGUAUUUACCAACUCCGAACGGAUCCCCAAACACAUGUUCUCAGGCAUUGGCUGGUUCUUCUUCUGGAUCCAUGACCGAUACCUCAGCUGAAGAGUUCACUACAGUUGUAACAGAAUCGCCAGUGUUGGACACAGAUGCUCCUCCGGCACAUGUAGAUACUGUAAACCACGUCCCAUCAGCUGAAAUAGACCCCAAGGCACUUUAUACCACCCCAAAAGCCACGCCCCCUUCUCAUAUUUUCAGAGAGGACACUCCCCGCACGGCCACACCUCCAGAGGAGGAGCCUGUGCACAUACAUAUACAGAGCAAAGCACCACCAGUGGAGGAUUCUGGGGAAGUUGAAGAGAUUUCUGAAAAGAAAGAGAUGACUUCAGGGAGACAUGAAGUAUCUGAAGAUGUAAAGAGAGUGGAGACUUUUCUGGAACAUAACAGACACAGGGAAGAAACUGCACCUGAACCUGUUGGAUCAGUGCGGGAGUCUGCCGAGCCAAAGCCAGAGUCGAUUCCAAAGCCAAUUUUGGAAACACACAAGCCACUACACAAACCUCAAGUUCAUGUGUCUACAGCGGAAUCUCAUGGAGCAGCACAAACAUCACAUGAAUCAGUAACAAAGCAUCAUGAACCAAUUCAGAAACUUCAUGAGUCAACAGUGAAACCUCACUCAAUGCAUACAACCCAUGAGACUAUACAGAAACCUCAUGAACCAAAAGUGAAUUCUCAUGAAUCAAUGCAUAAACCCCAUGAGCAAAUUGUAAAUCUUAAUGAAUCAAUGUAUAAGCCUCAUCAGCCAAUAUGGGAUCCACAUUCAUCGCCGCAAAAACCUUUUGAGCCAAACGUGAACCCCCUUGAGUCAGUAGUGAAUAUUCAUGAGUCAACGCAUAAAUCACAUGAAGCAGUAGUGAAUCCUCAGGAAUCAAUGAAUAACCCUCAUGGGUCAGUAGUAAACCCUCACAAGUCAGGGCAUAACCCUCAUGGGUCAGUAGUGAACCCUCACGGGUCAGGGCAUAACCCUCAUGGGUCAGUAGUCAACCCUCACGAGUCAGGGCAUAACCCUCAUGGGUCAGUAGUGAAUCCUCACGAGUCAGGGCAUAACCCUCAUGGGUCAGUAGUGAAUCCUCACGAGUCAGGGCAUAACCCUCAUGGGUCAAUAGUAAACCCUUAUGAGUCAGGGCAUAACUCUUAUGGGUCAGUAGUGAACCCUCACGGGUCAGUAGUGAACCCUCACGGGUCAGGGCAUAACCCUCAUGGGUCAGUAGUGAAUCCUCACGAGUCAGGGCAUAACCCUCAUGGGUCAAUAGUGAACCCUCACGGGUCAGGGCAUAACCCUCAUGGGUCAGUAGUGAAACCUCACGGGUCAGUAGUGAACCCUCACGAGUCAGGGCAUAACCCUCAUGGAACAGUAGUGAAUCCUCACGAGUCAGGGCAUAACCCUCAUGGGUCAAUAGUAAACCCUCUUGAGUCAGGGCACAACCCUCAUGGGUCGGUAGUGAAUCCUCAUGGCUCAGGGCUUAACCCUCAUGGGUCAGUAGUGAAUCCUCACGAGUCAGGGCAUAACCCUCAUGGGUCAGUAGUGAACCCUCACGAGUCAGGGCAUAACCCUCAUGGGUCAGUAGUGAACCCUCACGAGUCAGGGCAUAACCCUCAUGGGUCAGUAGUGAACCCUCACGAGUCAGGGCAUAACCCUCAUGGGUCAGUAGUGAACCCUCACGAGUCAGGGCAUAAUCCUCAUGGAACAGUAGUGAAUCCUCACGAGUCAGGGCAUAACCCUCAUGGGUCAGUAGUGAACCCUCACGAGUCAGGGCAUAAUCCUCAUGGAACAGUAGUGAAUCCUCACGAGUCAGGGCAUAACCCUCAUGGGUCAAUAGUAAACCCUCUUGAUUCAGGGCACAACCCUCAUGGGUCGGUAGUGAAUCCUCAUGGCUCAGGGCUUAACCCUCAUGGGUCAGUAGUGAAUCCUCACGAGUCAGGGCAUAACCCUCAUGGGUCAGUAGUGAAUCCUCACGAGUCAGGGCAUAACCCUCAUGGGUCAGUAGUGAAUUCUCACGAGUCAGGGCAUAACCCUCAUGGGUCAGUAGUGAAUACUCACGAGUCAGGGCAUAACCCUCAUGGGUCAGUAGUGAAUCCUCACGAGUCAGGGCAUAACCCUCAUGGGUCAGUAGUGAAUAUUCAUAGUUCAGAGCAGAAAUCUCAUGAUCCAGUAGGGAAUCCGCAUGGGUCAGAGCAUAACCUUCAUGGGUCAGAGGUGAAUCAUCAUGGAUCAGAACAUAAAUCUCAUGAGCCACUAGUAAACCCCCAUGGGUCAGAGCAUAGUCCUCAUAGGUCAGAAGUGGAUCCUCAUGGGUCAGUAGUGAAUCCUCAUGGGUCAGGGCAUAAAUCUCAUGACCCAGUUAUGAAUCCCCAUGAUCCAGUAGUAAAUCCUCAUGGGUCAGAGCAUAAAUCUCACGAUGCAGUAGUGAAUCAUCAUGGGUCAGUGGAUAAAUCUCAUGAACCAGUAGUGAAUGCUCAUGGGUCAGAGCAUAAGCCUCAUGGGUCAGGUCAUAAACCUCAUGAGUCAGUAGUGAAUCCUCAUGGAUUGGAGCAUAAAUCUCAUGACCUAGAAGUAAAUCCUCAUGGUUCAAAGCACAACACACAUGAGCCAAUAGUGAAUCCUCAUGGGACAGAGCAUAACCCUCAUGGGUCAUCAGCAAAUCCUCAUGAGUCAGAUCAUAAAUCUCAUGAGCCAGUAGUUAAUCCACAUGGGUCAGGGCACAACCCUCAUGGGUCAGGGCAUAACCCUCACAACCCAGUAGUGAAUCCUCAUGUGUCAGAGCAUAAAUCUCAUGACCCAGUAGUACACCCUCAUGGGUCAGGGCAUAACAAACAUGAGCCAAUAGUUAAUCCUAUUGGGUCAGGGCAUAACUCCCAUGGGUCAGUAGUGAAUCCUCAUGGGUCAGAGCAUAACCCUCAUGGGUCAGUAGUGAAUCCUCAUGGGUCAGAGCAUAACCCUCAUGGGUCAGUAGUGAAUCCUCAUGGGUCAGAGCAUAACCCUCAUGGGUCAGUAGUGAAUACUCAUGGCUCAGGGCAUAACUCUCAUGGGUCAGUAGCAAAUCCUCAUGGCUCAGAGAAUAACCCACAUGGGUCAGAGCAUAACUCUCAUGGGUCAGUAGCAAAUCCUCAUGGGUCAGGGCAUACAUUUCAUGGGUCAAUAGCAAAUCCUCAUGUGUCAGCGGAAAACCCUCAUGGGUCAGUAGCGAAUCCUCAUGGGUCAGAGCAUAACUCUCAUGGGUCAGUAGCGAAUCCUCACGGGUCAGAGCAUAACCCUCAUGGGUCAGAAGCGAAUCCUCAUGGGUCAGAGCAUAACUCUCAUGGAUCAGUAGCAAAUCCUCAUGGGUCAGGGCAUAAGCCACAUGGGUCAGAGUAUAACCCUCAUGGGUCAGUAGCGAAUCCUCUUGUGUCAGAGUAUAACACUCAUGGGUCAGUAGCGAAUCCUCAUGGGUCAGCGCAUAACCCUCAUGGGUCAGUAGCGAAUCCUCAUGGGUCAGGGCAUGACCCACAUGGGUCAGAGUAUAACCCUCAUGGGUCAGUAGAAAACCCUCAGGGGUCAGCGCCUAACUCUCAUGGAUCGGUAGCAAAUCCUCAUGGGUCAGUAGAAAAUCCUCAUGCGUCAGCGCAUAACUCUCAUGGAUCGGUAGCAAAUCCUCAUGGGUCAGCGCAUAACUCUCAUGGGUCGGUAGCAAGUCCUCAUGGGUCAGCGCAUAACUCUCAUGGGUCAGGGCAUAAUCCUCAUGGGUCAGGGCAUAAUCCUCAUGAGUCAGGGCAUAAAACUCAUGGGCCAAGGCAUAAGCCUCAUGGGUCAGUAGUGUAUCCUCAUGAGCCAAUGCAUAACCCUCAUGGACACCUACAUAAUGAACCAAAAAGUGAGUCACAUGGGCCGAUACCAGAGUCUGCCAGGACAACAGACGAAUCCGUGCUGCCAAUCUCAGCAUUGGAGUCUGAUCCAAACAUCGAGAUGGUUUCAAUACACAUGUCACCUGAAGAGAAAAAGGAGGGAUAUACUCAUAAAGCUCUUAUGAAGUUCUUAUUAUCUGGCGGGAAACAGACUGUACAGCUAAAAGGCAUCAUAUAUGACGACUUUCAAGAUUGUGAAUGUAACGGACACUCGAAUCGCUGCAGUUACAUCGACUUCCUGAACAUAGUGACGUGCGUGAGCUGCAAACACAACACGAGGGGGCAGAACUGCGAACACUGUCGCAUGAGCUACUACAAAAACAUGUCUGCAGAGCCUGAUGAUGAGAACGUGUGUAUCGAGUGUAACUGUAAUGCGUUGGGCUCAGUUCAUGACCGCUGCAACGGCACCGGCUUCUGUCAGUGUAAAGAAGGCACAACCGGAGUCAAAUGUGAUGAAUGUCUCCCGGGCUACUAUUGGAAACAGGGCUGUUUACCGAACGUGUGCGACGACGAGUUACUCUUGUGCCAGAACGGAGGGACGUGCGUUCAGAAUCAGCGCUGCAUCUGCACACCAGACUUUAAGGGUGUUUUGUGCCAACAUUCGCGCUGUGAAGAAGGCAAAAAGUGCAACGGCGCCAGCGCUCUCCGUUUGAGCCUGGCACUCCUGCUCUGCCCGCUUCUCGCCACCCUGCUGGGCUCCACCGCCUCCUGAGAAACCCCUGAAUAAUCUCCAGCAGCGGGCGCAGGAGGGCCAGAUGCUCACCGCCGCCCUCUACAGGCUGCAGAACGCACUGCAGGACAUCACGAACGAGAAACAAGACUCUAGUAGAGCUGGAAAUCAAUGGAACUCAACAUACACGCCUCGUGGGAUGAAUUAAAAACCAAAAGCAUACUGGGCAUGGGUCGGUAUAUGAUAACCUUGGAAAAAAGAUCACGAUAUUAUGUCUACUGCUCUAAAAUAUGUUCUCUUUCAAUGUCUGGGGUAAAAAAAGACUACUUUUUUUCCACAUUGAACACAAUCUAUUUCAUUUUAAAGAAAUAUUUUGGAACAGUAAACAUAUCAGGCUAAAUAAUUAAUAAUAAAUCAUUGACUAUCUUCGCUAGUUUCAGAUUUCCUUGAAAAGGCAUCUUUGGAUAUAAAGUAAAGCCAGUGCACUGUUCAGAUGGAUUAGAUGUUGGUUUAUAAGUGAUUUGCUUUUCAGAUGUUGUCUGAAUCUUGAGCUGAACAGUAGCGUUGGAUGUAGAGGGUCCUUUUUCUCACGGAGAUACUCGUGCCCUAAAAAACUAAAUUAAAUAGUCAUAAAAAAACAUCAUAGGAGCAGUAUCACAGAAAAUCGAAGUGUUUUUCCAAAACAUGGUAAUCCUUUAAACCGGUUAUCGUCCCAUGCCUAAAGCAUACAAACACAGAAUCUACAUGAAGCGACUUAUAGCCGCUUCGAAUGAAGCCUCGCCGCACUUACUUCACUCUGAUUGGCUGAAUUUGAGGGCGUGUCCUCACAGCGAUCGGAGUUUUCAAAAUAGGCGGGAAAAGUUGUUUUUUUUACACUCCUUUGCUGCAGUUUUUAACGUUCAGAUGUAUUUAACGAGCGUUCACUGUUAUUCGCUAACAAGCAAAGAAUAUUAUUGUGAUAUUUGUCAUAUCAUGACUAUUAAGAUUUUAGGCACUGUACCGCUGGUUGUUAUAGGAAUGUUAUGUCGCCACAGUUAGAGGUCAUUAAUAUUUAUAAAGUCUUAAAUCAGGACACGAACACACGCUUUCCAACUCAUAAGAGAAGAUAUCUAAUCAAAUUGAAUUAUUAUAUAAACCCACAUUAUUUGACUAUUUUUGGUAGAGAGUAUUUUUUCGUUUUGGAUCUAUUUAAGAGGCAAAAGGUUGUAUUACACUGUAAACUUUACAGCACACAAGAUAUUAUAGUAAAGGAAUCUAUAACAUGGAGAGUUUACACUUUCAGGUAUUACCGAAGAGGAUUUUACGCACUAAAUGUACCAAGCACAAAUCUAUAAAGACGGCAAACUGAAAUGUACGGGAUGGGUUUAUUACAUUACAGUUUAUUACACUGUAAACUUUAUGGCAAAUAGAUUUACAAAGCUAAAUGAACAGAAUGAUGUUUUAUGACACUGUAAACAUUACAGUAAAUGUGACUGUUACUUGGCCACC